AUGGCGCGAAAGUCUAUAGACUUUUCGCAGUCCUUGCUCAAAUUCCAGGCUGCGCGGCGAUCUGGAGUUUCUACUACGGAAUCCGCAUCUACAGACAAAGCGCCAAUAUCAGAAACAUCUAGUAAUUCAACAUCAACAAAUUCAACAAAUUCAACAAAUCCAAAAUUGACACCAAAUCCAACGAUAUAUUCAAUAUCGACUAAACCACCAAAUCACAACAGGGCUAAAUUGACGAGCACUGUAGAUUUACUCAAUGCAUUUAGUCCCAGAUCUACUGCUUCCCCAGAAGUUGAAGAUAUCGAGUCUCUCAAAACAAAGUAUGCCAUUCAGAACCGGUCGCUUGCCAAAUCGAACUCAGCACUCACAUCUAAAGUGUCGGACUUAGAGUCCCGUGUUAGUGAGCUCAUAAACGAGAACAUGAGCUUACGGAAGAAUCGUUCAGCGAAAGACUUGGAGUCUAAGAAACUAUUGCAAGAGAGUCUUGAUAUGAUAGAAGAUAAAGUCUUGCUAAAGUUCAACGAAAUAUUACAAUUCUUGAAAAUAGUACGAAAUAUUGAGAAUCUUCCUGAGAACCCAAACUUGGAUGUGUUGACCGAUUUGAGCAGACCAUUGACAUCGACACCUCUAGAGAGAGAGACCUUUAUUUCAACCCCGGAAUUAGAUUUGACCUUCCUGUCCCGAACAAACAACGUAAACAGUGUAAACAAAACUGCGGAGACGAACUUGGUGAGAGACACUGACAUGAGUCCAAAUUUAACUGCCAACCAAACUUUUGCAGAACAGUCAGUAACUGAUUUCGGCCAUAACAUUAACAAUCAUAACAUCUCCACUAUUCUUGAGGCCAGAGAGCUGGAUAUCUCUAUGGAAGCAGAUCCGGAAAAACAAAGCUUGAUGGUAGAAUCUAAUCUGGAAAUACCGAAGGACACAAAACAAAAGAAGUCUAACGCACCUUCAAGAUCCAGAUCCAAACCAAAGAUUGACACUUUACGCGGCAAUGAACGCAAAAACGAGCAUUCAUUAAUCGUAGAAGAUCAAAGAUCCAGAGAAAUAUCAAAAAUUGACAUUCCUCGCGAUAACGAAGAAAAACAUGAGAAUUUGUUAAACGGUGAAGAGCCAAGAAGAUCGAGUCGUAGUAAAAAAGCUGUGAACUACACUCCUCUCCCAAUCAGUGCUAAGAUGAGAAGAGAGUCUGUCAAGAUGAUGGACGCUGUAGGAGAAAAUGUCUUGAUCAACUAUGUAGUUCCUAAAAUUAAAAAGGAAGACGAAACAAAGGAAAGAAAGAGAAAAAUUCUGUCGACAAAAACACCAGAACCUGAUGUUAAGACAAAAAGGCGACCACUAGCCAAUAUUACUAAUGUCUCACGUCAACUGGCAAGGUCCGAUAAGGAAAAGAUUGUUAAAUCCAACGAAAUUGCAGAAUCAGACUUGUCUGUAUUUGACUUCGAAGACGACAAACCACGGCCGACAAAU
Scheffersomyces stipitis CBS 6054 is the source of this 1470-nucleotide messenger RNA. It is a transcript of the gene SGO1, whose product is annotated as Sgo1p. NCBI's taxonomy places the organism in Eukaryota, Fungi, Ascomycota, Pichiomycetes, Serinales, Debaryomycetaceae. The record is from RefSeq and is a predicted model, not a curated record. The transcript has a single exon. The annotation marks the transcript as partial.